UAACAAGUGCUUUCAAACAGGGACUUUGCACUUUUUCUCCUCCUGAGCAAGCUUUCUUUCCCCACCCUUUCCUCCAGAUCAGAGACUCACCUGCAAUGAAGACCUAAGGAGGGCCUUUGUGCUAUGGUUUUCAGCUGGAAGUGCCAACUGUCGUCAUUUCUACCAGCUCCUUCUGGUGUCUCUCUGUCUGCACAACAGCCCACAAUGGUGAGGUCCCUGGCCUUCCAUCUGCUCCACCUCCCUGUCUGCCUCGCUUUGGUCCAGCUGCUCACGCCCUGCUCAGCUGAGUUUUCUGUGAUUGGACCCCCUGAGCCCAUCCUGGCCAUGGUGGGUGAAGAUGCUGAGCUGCUCUGUCACCUGUCCCCGAAGAUGAGUGCUGAGUCCAUGGAGCUGAUGUGGCUGCGAUCCGGCCUCAGGCAGGCGGUGUGUGCAUAUGCAGAUGGCAAGGAAGAAACAGAGAUAGCAGAGUAUCGAGGGAGAACCUCCAUUUUAAGAGAGGACAUCGCUGAGGGGAAGGCUGCUCUGCGGAUUCACAAGGUCAGAGCCUCUGACAGUGGAACCUACCAGUGUUAUUUCCAAGAUGCCGAUUUCCUUGAAAAAGCCCAGGUGGAGCUGAAGGUUGCAGCCUUGGGCUCUGAUCUUCACCUUGAAAUGAAUUACAAUGAAGAUGGGGGGAUCCCUGUGGAGUGCACUUCUGCAGGCUGGUAUCCGCAGCCCCUCAUAGAGUGGAGAGGUGACGGGGGAGAGAGCUUGCCCGCCAUGGCAGGGCCUGGGACCGUAGAUGGAGAGGGUCUGUUCGCAGCCACGUCAUCUGUGAUCCUGAAAGGUGGCUCUGGGAAGGGGGUCUCCUGUGUCGUCAGAAACCCGCUGCUCAGCCCGGAGAAGACGGCCAGGGUCUCCAUUGCAGGUCCCUUCUCCAGCCCGAAGCCGUGGCAGGUGGCCGUGGGGGUGACCGUGGGGGUGAUUAUUCUGGCUCUGAUUGUAAUCCUGGUCGGGGUGGUGUUCUUCAGGCGACAACACAAGAGAAUCAGGGACUUGAACAAGGAGAAGGAGAGGGAGCGAAGCGCCAAAGAGUGGACAAAGAAGCAGUACCUGGCACGUGACAGGUCUCGGGCCUAUGCUGAGUGGAAGAUGGCCCUUUACCAACCUGCGGACAUGAUUCUGGAUCCCUACACCGUGCACCCCAACCUCCUCAUUUCUGAUGACCAGAGGAGCCUGAACUAUACACAUGCACAGCAGAGCCUGCCAGACAACCCCAUGAGAUUUCAUUAUGCCUGUGUGCUGGGCCGUGAGAGCUUCACGUCAGGGAGACAUUUCUGGGAGGUGGAGGUGGGGGACAGGAAACAGUGGCAUUUAGGGGUGUGUAGGGAGAAUGUGGAGAGAAAAUAUCAUGCUACAUCACCGGAGAAUGGAUUCUGGACAAUAGCACUGUCGGGUGGGCAUGAAUUCCAGGCUCGAACGGAUCCCCAGAGCAAACUCACAAUGGCCAACCGUCCUAAACGAGUGGGGGUUUUCCUGGACUAUGAGAUGGGGGAGGUCUCCUUCUAUGAUGCCAUCGAUGGAUUUCACAUCUUCACCUUCUCACAGGCUUCCUUCUCUGGGACUCUCUUGCCUUUUUUCAGGAUUUGGUCACAGGAGCCCACUGCCUUGACUAUUUGCCCAGCACCAAGAGGAGUGGGGAGUUCCCUUCUGCCUGACCCACUGCCUGACCCUUCGCUGGAGACCCCAGUGGAGUCUUGCUCAGCUGAUGGCAAUGAGGACCCUCAGGCAGAAGAGAGGUCUUUGCUUCCCCCUGCCCAGCCCUGAGCUGAGGGCCCGCUUCACAGCAAAACUCAGCAGGAACAUACUUACAUCAGGAACAUACUUAUUAAAAACUCACUGAGAGAAGCCUUUUACUAGUUAUCUUUCAACUUUUCCACAUGACAGAUGAGGAGAACAGGGUGCAGGAAGUUAUCCUUCCAAAGGUGACUCGGCUCCCUUCCUGCAACCAUAGCUCAAUUCACAGGUAUUUAGAAGGUGGUGGGUGCUGGGCUAAGUGCUUCAGGUGAAUCUCACUCACCAAUCCUCGCAACACCCCUGUGAGUUGGCCUCAUUGAAAGUGUGGAAAGAAAGGCAGGGCCCAGGGAAGUGACAUAUAAUUCAUGCAGAAACUAGUGCUGCUGGGAGGUCUUUGACCUCU
Messenger RNA from Myotis daubentonii (Daubenton's bat), 2179 nucleotides. RefSeq names its product butyrophilin subfamily 3 member A3-like. Lineage: Eukaryota; Metazoa; Chordata; Mammalia; Chiroptera; Vespertilionidae. Gene Ontology annotation, biological process: T cell receptor signaling pathway; regulation of cytokine production. The record is from RefSeq and is a predicted model, not a curated record. Gene Ontology annotation, cellular component: external side of plasma membrane. The transcript is spliced from 9 exons. The coding region runs from base 124 to 1806 and encodes 560 amino acids. Gene Ontology annotation, molecular function: signaling receptor binding.